AUGGCUUCAAGUGCACGAAAUAUCAUAUUUCGACGUCUCAAGACACUAACCGUAUGCCCUGCACUGGCAUCUGGUGCUACCAGUCAGCAUCGCCAGCUUCAGCAGCGUGCACCAGCGAGUGGCACAGCCAAAGGGAAGUCUAAGCUCAAAGCUGGCCAGCCUUUGAAGCGUUCCACCAUUGGAGCAAAGAAAGGGACACCUUCCACUGGUGGGGGUGGAGGUGGAGGUGGCCGUGGACGUCGUGAGGCCAUGGAGCGCAUUACCCAGAUUUCAGAGUCUUGUCUCAAUGCAUCUGCGCCCCUGCGGCACUUGCCUCCCAAGGAGCGUCUUCGUGAGGCCAAACGUGAGGAGCUUGGACUUGUCUCCAAGGAGAGGGAACGCGAGCUUGAUAUAGCCAAGGCCAAAGCUAAAGCCAAAUCCAAAGGUACUGGUGCAGAUGAUGGGGACCAUGUGCUCAUGGAUCCACCGGGCCUUGACUAUAUCAGUCUUGGGCUGGUUGAUGAGGAUGCAAUCCCCAAGUAUGAGCUCACAGUCGAGGAUGGUCGGCGGCUUGCCAAAGAAUACAGUCGCGUGCUAAUGCGGCGACACCGUGCAAGGCAAACAGCAGAGUCAACGCUUCUGACACUCAAAAAGGAGGCCAUUGCGGCGCUCCCUGAGAAGCUGCGAGCUGCUGCUAUGGUACCUGACGUGACACCUUUCCCUGCAAACCGGUACAUGGCGACACUCACACCGCCAAUUGAAGGGUAUAUUGAAAAGGUGCGGGAUGCUGCUAAGAAGCACUCUGUGAAGGAGAAACUUCGCUGA
Panicum hallii is the source of this 804-nucleotide messenger RNA. RefSeq lists its product as uncharacterized. Lineage: Eukaryota; Viridiplantae; Streptophyta; Magnoliopsida; Poales; Poaceae. The coding region runs from base 1 to 804 and encodes 267 amino acids. Gene Ontology annotation, cellular component: mitochondrial large ribosomal subunit; mitochondrial ribosome. The record is from RefSeq and is a predicted model, not a curated record. The transcript has a single exon.